CUAAUUAGCAUGCAGAAAUUGGGGUGAUAAUUAAUGCCGCUACUAUAUUAUAAAGGCCGGCAAAAAAAUUGUGAUGUGGAGUAUAUAUAUACACGUAGCUAGCUUAGUUAGUUAGCUACUGUAUAGGAAUGGGGCUUUGUCAUUCUAAUACGGCGACGGCUUCCUCGAAGCCGUCGUCGAAGCUCAUCGCUCGCCACAAAUCUUCGUCCGAUGCCACCGGAGGCGGCGGCUUGUUCGGAAGAGGGGGGAGCAACCAGUGGCGGAAGAUACGGUCGUCGAAGAAUGAGGAGACGGUCGUCAUUCACGACCCGACGCCGCUGGCCGCCGCCAUACUGUUCCGGCAGCAGAUGCAGAACAACAACGGGUGCGGCGGCGACGGGGCGGCGGCGUUGGAGCGACAUACCUCGUCGCUCCGUUAUCCGGCGACCGCGAAGGCGGGCAAGAAGACGCCGUCUUCGCGGAGCUCGAGCUCGAGAGAUCGCUCUCUAACUGAUCCUCUCCUCCACCCUUGCCCGCCGCUUAAUAAGCUGGACGACGUGGAGACCUCCCAUUUCGUCCUGGUUCACGGCGGCGGUUUUGGGGCAUGGUGUUGGUAUAAAACCAUAGCACUUCUUGAAAGAAGCGGUUAUAAGGCCACGGCGGUAGAUUUAACCGGUUCCGGCGUCGAUUCUUUCGACACAAACAACAUAACCAGCCUCUCACACUACGUCAAGCCACUCACUGAUUUUCUCCAAACUCUUGUCGAUGGAGAAAAGGUGAUACUAGUGGGACAUGAUUUUGGUGGAGCUUGCAUAUCAUAUGCAAUGGAGCGUUUCCCAGCUAAGGUGUCAAAAGCUGUUUUCAUGGCAGCAACUAUGUUGAGCAACGGCCAGAGUACCCUUGAUAUCUUCUCUCACAUUACAGAUACAAAAGAAUUGAUGCACCAGGCUCAGCUAUUUAUUUAUGCUAAUGGAAAUGAAAAUCCCCCAACGUCCAUUGACCUCAACAAAUCUCUCCUCAGGGACUUACUAUUCAACCACAGUCCUGCAAAGGAUGUAGCUUUAGCAUGUGCGCUGAUGAGGCCGAUGCCCUUUGCGCCUGUGCUGGAGAAGUUGGUGUUGUCAGAACUAAACUACGGCUCAAUCAGACGAUUCUAUAUUGAAACCGCUGAAGAUAAUGCUAUUCCAGUCACUUUGCAACGAAGAAUGAUUGUUGAUGAUGAGAGCCGAGUAGAAAAAGUGUUCCAUCUCAAGGGCUCAGACCACUCCCCUUUCUUCUCUAAGCCACAAGCACUCCACAAAACUUUGGUGCAGAUCUCAAUGAUCCAUUGAUGAUCAAGCUAGUUUAUUUUAUAUAUAGAUACAUGUGUGUGUAUUGUGUAAAGCUUACUCAUCCUAUUACUCAAAUUAUUCUUAUGUCAUUGGAUGUGUUGGGUAGAUUAAUAGUGAAUAUAUAUGUGAUGCGAUAAAUAAGCUAAAAAUUA
Molecule: messenger RNA, 1462 nt
Organism: Cuscuta campestris
Lineage: Eukaryota; Viridiplantae; Streptophyta; Magnoliopsida; Solanales; Convolvulaceae
Source: the annotation of a GenBank genome assembly